AUGGCCCGCGACGGCGACGGGACCUCCAGGUUGAACGUUGUAUAGUUUUAGCCUAGACUUUUGCCGGUAAAACUUUUCUAAAUCUACGUUCUAUUUAACUCCCUCCGGUAACACCCUAAUGGCCACAAUCUUCAUAAAGUCACCCUCUCUAAUUGUGUGCAUGUAUACAUGACGUCUACAAUCAAAAGCACAAAAUAAUAUCGCGUUCAAAAAUCGCCCAAUUCGUACCAAAACGCACAACCUGUCCGCGUUUCUGAAACAUUUUUACGGAUCUUUAGCAGGAGACAAAGUAAAUGCGUCAAUAAAAUAAAUAGUGAAAGAAUUAAUAAGGUAACCUAUGAAAGAAUUUAUUUGGUGAUUGAUAAAUUCAGUAACUUAUUAACGAAAUAAUAAAGCACAUACUUUACAUUAAAAAAGAAACAUUUAAGAAUUCAUUAACCAUUUGUCAAAGAACUGAAAAAGUGAUAAACCGGUACACAAGCAAAUCUGUGAUCUCUGUGUGGCUCGGAUCCAAGAAUCAUUAUUCUCCUCCACCGAGACUAGCUUUUUCGAAAAAUAAAACCAACUGCAGAUAUAUUUUUUAUACGUCGCCAGACGAGUUGUCGCCUUACCCCCCCACGCAACUGCAAGAAGGUUGCGGCGAAUUCCACUUAUUAAGCAUUUAUUUGAUAACUGAUGUUGAUAAGAAACUAGGGUUUUUAUUAAUAAACCUGAUUUUUUGAUACUGUGCUGUGAAAGUCGAUAGACGAAAAAGUGCGCGAGCUUUUAGACAGAUCGUCAAAAUGGGAUGCAACACCAGCAAGGAAAGCGUUCAGCCGGCAGCAGAAGAGGCGAAGGAGGAUGUUAAGAAUGGCGAUAUCCCAAAGACCACAGAGAGCGGCACAUCUGACGUGUCCUCUAAAGAGAGCAGACAGACGGAACAAAAGGAAGAAGACAAGACGACAGACAAGGAAGAAGUAGCUGCGACGAGGAUACAAGCAGCUUUCCGUGGCCAUCACGCUAGGAAGAGUAUGAAAGAUACGGAAACCUCGACGAAGCAGUCGGAGUCCAAAUCAGAUUCAGAACCUACUCUGGAACAGUUGCAGGAGGAGUUUCGCUCAGACGAUAAGGAGCUCUCCGACGCAGCUACUAAAAUACAAGCCUCAUUCCGCGGCCACAUGUCGAGAAAAGAAGGAGCAAUCGGCGCAGUAGCCAAAACUGCGGAGGAUUUUGUGGAGAAUGCAGCCAAUAAAAUAGAAAAGACGAUGGAUGACGCCGUCAACGAGCUAGAGGGAAUCGAUCUUUCCGAUCCCGACCUACACAAGGCGGCAACCAAAAUCCAGGCUAGUUUCCGAGGACACAAAGUCCGCCAGGAGGUACCCAUUUCUGGUACGGAAGAAAAAAAGUAAAAAAGUAGAAGAAGCCAAUAAGCAAUUAUGAAUUUACCAAGGAACACGAGUAACCCGAGUGAUCUUCAAAGGGCUACGAAUUAUAAGUUCCUUUUCAUUUGUCGCUGAGCCUCUCAAAACCUACGAUACUGUGUUCGAUUCAUCUUUUUCUGAUACAAAGAAAUGUUUUAUCGCCUCAUUACUUCAAAUUAAAAGCUCGAAAUUGUCAAAUUCGACCAAAAGCAAUGACAAACAUCAUUAAACAAUUUUAAAUUUCGUACAGUCGGGACUCAGCACUUUUAUAACAAUUUUUAUCUAAGGUUUCAUCUACGUAACAAUUUCGGAACGUAGUAACAUACCUGAUGUAUUGUAUUGAUAUUGUAUAGCAGUAUAUAACUGUAUUAUAAACUGUUAUUUAACAAAGUAACAUAAGAAUUAUGUUGCCCUGUUUCGUAUCUGUCUUAUAAAAUAGUUACAUAAAUGUUAUAGAACAUAGAUAUGUAGAACUGGUAUGAAUUUGACUCAAAUAACGAACACACUUACAAACUGAACCUAAUAAUUCAAUUAAUACAUUCCCAACUAUACUCAACUGUAAUUAUCUUCCAAGUAUUAGUAUGAAAAAACCGAGUACGUAAUACCACUGCUGUGAUUGAAGAUUAUUUAAAUUUAUUUUUCAUGUUUUAACUCUUAUUUAAAGACAUGAUUAAUGUUUAUGUGAUUAUCGAUUGAAGAAAAUUAUACAUCAUUUAUUUCCGAACACUGACUUACGUCACUUCGCUAUAAGACUCGACCUGGAAAAAGUCGACCGUGAAAAAAGUAUUUCUCCUGCGUUAAGCUUUAAUAACUAUCGUAAAAAUAGAGAUAACGUGUAAUCGUCCAUUCCAGGAUUCUACAUUUUCUGUAAUGCAUCAUGUAAAACAAACUAAUCGUUCAAACGUACUUUCAACAAGGGUACUACGGCCAUAAAUUUAGUUUGCUCGUCAAAAUGCCCAUAAUAGUUGAAUUUAUUCAAUUUUGAAAAAUGUAUUGAUGAAACAAUGUACCGAAAAAUUUUGAGCACUCUAAGGGGGGAGCAACAGCUAUAGUUAAGGUGGUCGUACGGAAAGAUUGAUACAAAAUGAAGGGACAAGAAAAGGAUAUACGAGUCACUAUUCUGGGCUUUUAAAAACUUUAAUUUUUACUUGUUUUUUGUUGUUGUUUUUUUUUAAAUUAUUUUCCCUCAGUACUGUUAAAUAUUUGCAAUCUCAAUAUUUAUUUUAAAUUUAGGACAUCGUUGUUGUAAUUGUUAUUUCACAAGAUAUAUAAAACUGUUAAUUAACUUAAUUUUAUCUACUAAUAAUGAGUUUCAUCGCUAGUAUGAUUUAAGAAAUAAAUAUUAUAUUUGCGUAAAAUUUAUGUGAGCGUACAAGGUGGGUCUGGGACGGAAGAUCUGCCGAUAGAAUAUUCUAAAGACGGGGAAAAACUGAUAAUCAUUUGAAAGUUCCACUGGUACCAAUUUUCGUUUUUUUGAAAACUAUACAGUCCUAUACACACAUCCUAGCAGAUCUCGUCCUAAACUAUUGAAAAUAGUGAAACCUGGAAGUAAAUAAUGAAAUGUAAAACUUUCGAGAAACAAAAUAUUUCGUAAAUUAUGCAUAUACACAUUUGAAUAAAAACUAAACGAUAUUUGCUGAAGUACCCAAGCUGGCAGCGUAUAUGCUAAUAAAAGAAACUUUUAAUCGAUAGAUAUCUAUGUACCAAAGCAUUAUCGUAAUAAUGAUAUAAUAAAGAGUUCAUUCCGCCGUAUUAAUGACGAUUUAUUUUUUAAUGAUGAAGAAAAAAUAUAUAUAAAUAUAUUUUUCUGCGUUAGAUUCUACAAAGUGUUGUAAACACGUAAGAGAAAACGCUUGAUGAAAAAAUAACUAAAGCGCGAAGGUCGCGUAUUGCAAAAGCAACUGUCGUAUAUUAUUAUAAAGUUUUGACGCUGUCAAGCGAAAAAUAUCGUGUCUUUCUAUUAUGACUCUAGUCAAUCUAACUUAAGUCAGUCUUUAAUAAAAGACACGUUGUUUUUAGCAGGCCUAAAACUAUGUACCACACCUGAUUGAUUUUUUUUUAUUUCUAAUCUCCAUCAGAGCUGAGCUCCAAUACGAAAUGAUUUUUCUUACAGUAUUGUGUUUUUAGUCUGUACUAUUCUUUAAAUAAAAUCCAUUUUUUCUUUUGAGCUUCAGCUUUGAUGGAAAAUGAACAACGAUUCUUCUUUGUAAAAAUGGUGUGAGGACGAGGAACACAUCAAAAUCGAAGGUGUGAAUGGAAGAAAAAUAGUUGAGCUAUUGCAAAGAAUUGGAAAGCGAACGAAUUUGAAAGUUUUGCCAGGAAGGCGAGUGCUUUUAGCUGAAAGUUUUCGGGAAGUUGCCACAUCCUUGAUUUAUUGCUCCUUCGUUCUCGAGGAAUGCGGUGAGUGAGAUCAAGUUUAGCACUAGCCGCAUCGGCCAUUAAAGUAAGAAUCUUGCUUUAGUUAUUGUUGCUUUGUUACCCCUUAUUAAUUUUAUCGUUGUCUGUAAUAUAGUAUAUUAAGUGCGACGCAGCAUAACUUUCGAGAUUUAUUAUCUUCUGUACGUGUACUUCUACAUUUUUUAUACUGUUCUACACCCCUACAGAAUUGAGCAUUGUAAAUCCAAGUAUAGCCUAUGGUAAACAAUGACCAAAACAGCUGAUGACCAAAAAUUUAAUACAUGGCUCUGAUUCAAUGUCAUCUUUAAACAUCACCAGGAUAACAAAUAUAAAACCACUAAAAUAUGCAACAUUUAGAAUAGGACAGGAAUUUUUAACUUAUCAAGUUCUCGCAUUUUGGUUAUAUUUACAAUACAAUAAUCAAGAUCAAACUUUUAGACUACAAAAAAAGAAAAUACUUGCACGCAAAGUAGGAAUAUGCACGAAAGGUAAAAGUAGAAGUUCCAAUUAAUUAUGGGUAAUAAAAUAAACGAAAAGUAAAAUAUUUCACUCGCAAUUCUGUGAAUACGCUUGACACUUUUACUUCGUGAUAGAACUGGUAAUGAAUUUCAUCAUUGGUUUAUCAUCUACUGGUCCUGUUCAAUUAUUGUCCAGUAGUGGGCCAGUACGGAAAAUAGUUAUCAUCAGUACUGGCGCAAUACCGUUCCAGCUGCAAAUUUAAACCUAGACAAAAUUCAGACACGCAAAAUAAAGUUACUCUAAUGCACAUUACAGCCUACAGAUUUGAUAUAGAUUACAAUUUAAUGGUAAGCUUUUAGGAGACUCUCGUGUUAUCGUGAAGAGUGCCCGUAUCGCGCAAAGUGUCUACUAGUAAGACGAUUCUGGAAAAAUAAAGCUUAAAAACGAAAAUAAUAUUCAAUCGAUUUUGUUUCAGUCGUAACUAUUUGAUGUGCUAAUUUGAUCUUUUUUUGUAAAAAUUAUAAGUGUUUCAUAAAUAUAUUAUAAAUUUCGAAAUAGUUGAAUCAUAGCUUUAGGAGCUUUGAUUCAUAAAGCAGAAAAAUUCAGGGAACACCAAUAUUUGUUGGGCAAUUCAUGAAAGCAUCGUCCAAAAUUUUGGACUGCACCAUUCAUCUUCAAGAUAUAGGUAGUUUUCAUUGAUCGCAUCCGAUCUCGUAUUCCAGACCAGGUGUUAAGAUGUACGUGAUGCGAAAAUGUUCGAAUAUAUUCCCUAGCAAAUGGCAUAUUUAACGGCUAGAUUUUGGUAGGAAUCACGUUUGCAAUUGACUUUUUCAAGGAAAGUUAUAAAUAAAAAUCAAGAAAUGAAAAUUGCAUUCCCACAGGUUUAUUCCCAUACCUAAAAUAGUAGAUAUGACAAAAAAUAUCAAAUAUAUAGUUUGACUAUUUCAAGGCUUUUACAGUUAUAUUUAUUAUUAUUUUAUUUUAGAAACUAAAAACUUAGUCGGUCUUUUUGUAAAUAUAGGUAACUAUAUUUUCUACAGAAAUCUGUAUAACUGUUAAAUUAUAUUCCUUUAAACUCCGUUGACUAAAAAAUAUUAUUUCUGCAAUCACUUUUUUCCCCUUAUUUUAAAAAUUAUUAAACUAUGAAUAAUGAUACCAAAAGAUCGAAAUUAUUUGAUUAAUAUUUAUAAUUCUUUAUUAACGACAGACAUUUUCCUCGAUAUGACUUUGCGAUUACAAGGGAUAGGUAACAUUAGAAUUAUAAGUGUAUUAAAUUAUUGUAAUAUUCUAUCGAGCAGCAUCAUGUAUAUGUACUUUGUUUGUUUAAAAUAAAUAACCAACAAGU
This is a messenger RNA of Belonocnema kinseyi, 5601 nucleotides long. It is a transcript of the gene igl, whose product is annotated as neuromodulin. The coding region runs from base 783 to 1388 and encodes 201 amino acids. Gene Ontology annotation, molecular function: calmodulin binding. The record is from RefSeq and is a predicted model, not a curated record. The transcript has 4 exons. NCBI's taxonomy places the organism in Eukaryota, Metazoa, Arthropoda, Insecta, Hymenoptera, Cynipidae.